Messenger RNA from Thermochaetoides thermophila DSM 1495, 1293 nucleotides. RefSeq lists its product as uncharacterized. The coding region runs from base 1 to 1293 and encodes 430 amino acids. NCBI's taxonomy places the organism in Eukaryota, Fungi, Ascomycota, Sordariomycetes, Sordariales, Chaetomiaceae. The transcript has a single exon. The record is from RefSeq and is a predicted model, not a curated record.
AUGCUCCGAUCAUGGUAUGACAAGGAUGAAGAAAAACCCGAGUUCUGGCUCGAGUUUCAGGUCAUCCAUGACGGCCUCGAGACAGAACCGUCGCCACCCUCAUCCUCUUCCUCGUCGACAACCAUCUCCUCCUCCUCCGAAUCCCAAGGCCAAACCUUCCACCUUUUCCCCCUCCUCCCCCCCGAACUCCGCCUUAAAAUUUGGGAAUGCCUCAUCCAGCCGCGAAUCGUCGCUGCCGCCUGCUUCGACUCUCGCUUCGAGGCCCAGCGCCGCGUACAACUCACCUGCCGCCCGCGCCGCCCGGCCGUCCCGGUGCUACUCCACGUCUGCCGCGAGUCGCGCGAGCUGGCGCUGAAACACUACCAGCUCGCUUUCGCGUGGCGUUUACCGCCUAGGCUGGCCGGCCUUCCGCCGGUGUCAUCUUCCGCUGCGUCUGCUUCUUCUUCUUCCCCGUCGCAGUCGCUGGCAUCAACCUCGUCCGAGGACACUGAGGAGCAGACGUCUUUAUCAUCAUCUUCUUCUUCAUCUUUAUCUUCUUCUUCUUCUUCUUCUUCUUCAGCAAAGCGCCAGCCCCCCUCAUCUUCUCCACGCUCCCUCCCCGACCUGAUCCCUCCUCCCAAUCGCCGGCGCUCCUCGACCUACGCCCGCCCCAUCACCCACCCCCCGAAAGUCUACUUCAACUUCUCCCUCGACUGCCUCCUCCUCCUGGGCGAGCUUGAGCCCUACGACCAGUACGGCUUCAACGCGCCCAUGUCAUACUUUCUUCGCCGCGACGACACGCGCAGAGUCCAAAACGUGGCGUGCGCCUUCCAGGAGCUGCAUAUGGAUCUGUACGAAGCCGAUCAAGUUUUUGGGACAUUAUUUCACAUCAUUGAUAUGUUUCCGUGCACGUGGGGGCGGGAGGGGCGGUUGUUGAUCACCACGAACACGCCUGGAGCUCCUGCACAGCAGGAGGAGAGCGGGAAAGAGGAUGGUGUGGUUUAUAGGUCUCCCUACGCAGACGACCCCUACUUCUCGCACAUCCACUCGCACAAGUCGGCCAAAGCCUCGCCAGAGUCUGCAGCGGACAGGGGCCCCACGACCGAUAAUGUUGUGCAGAAGCUGUGGAGCGCGUUCAUGGCUGGCGUCAGUGGGGGGAGCGAGAAGAAUUCGAUGGUGAAUACACAGAUUGUUAUGGUGAGGGAAGAGGAGCUGCCGAGGUUUUUGAGGGGGCAAUCGGCGGCGGUACGCCCAAAACCGGGGAAGGUGAUGGAAGUUAUGGAAGAGGAAGGGGAGAAAGGGUCGUCUUUAUGA